AUGGUGUACGUGCGCCAGGAGAAGCUUCCUGGCCUCAAGGAGUACAAGUACUCAGGCGUGGACCACUCGCUCGUGUCCAAGUACAUCCUCAAGCCCUUCUACACAAAUGUGGUCAUCAAGUGCUUCCCCAUGUGGAUGGCGCCCAACCUGAUCACCCUCACGGGCUUCAGUUUCGUCGUCGCCAACUUCUGCACGCUGCUAUGGUACAACCCGACCCUCGACCAGGACUGCCCGAUCUGGGUAUACUACAGCUGGGCGAUCGGCCUGUUCCUGUACCAGACUUUUGAUGCUGUGGACGGCUCUCAGGCACGUCGGACACGACAAAGCGGCCCGCUCGGAGAGCUUUUCGACCAUGGCGUUGAUGCGGUGAACACCUCAUUGGAAGUUCUUCUGUUCGCUGGCAGCCAGAACAUGGGCCAAGGAUGGACGACAGUCGCGAUACUGUUCUGCUCACUCCUGACCUUCUAUGUCCAAACCUGGGAUGAGUACCACACCAAGACUCUGACCCUGGGCAUCGUCAGUGGCCCUGUCGAGGGCAUCCUUAUCAUCUGCGUCAUCUACGCGGCGACCGGCUACCUCGGUGGCGGACACAUCUGGACAUACUCGGCGCUGGACACCAUCGGCGUUCCUCGACUACCCUACAUCCCAGAGUUCGCCUACAACAUGUCUUUCUCGCACUGGUACAUGGUUCAAGGCUUUGUGGUGCUCUGCCUCAACACCGUCGAGUCGUGCCGCAACGUCAUCAAGGCGAGACGCGCCCGCGGUGACCGCAGCCGCUACGCGCUGGUCGGCCUGGUGCCUUUCUUCGUCACCUGGGCUCUGAUCAUCGCGUAUUUGCUUCUGCAGCCCAACAUUCUGCACUGCCACUUAGUCCCCUUCGCCAUGUUCUGCGGCAUUGUCAACGCCUACUCGGUCGGCCAGAUGAUCACAGCCCACCUUGUGAAGCUGGAAUUUCCCUACACCAACGUCCUGGUGUUGCCUCUGGCCUACGGCGUUUUCGACUCGCUCGGCCCUUGGUUGCAGUAUGAGUUUGGGCGCUCAUGGCUCGGCUGGCCCAGCGCGCUCGGUGACGGCGUGUACCAGGUAGCAUACAUGUUCCUCAUGCUGGGUGUGUCUAUUGGUGUGUACGGGUCCUUUGUCGUCGAUGUCAUUGUUACUAUCUGUGACUACCUCGACAUCUGGUGCCUGACUAUCAAGCACCCGCACGUGGAACCCCAGACGAACGGAAAGAAGUCUCAGUGA
Diaporthe amygdali is the source of this 1242-nucleotide messenger RNA. RefSeq names its product cdp-alcohol phosphatidyltransferase. The coding region runs from base 1 to 1242 and encodes 413 amino acids. Gene Ontology annotation, biological process: phospholipid biosynthetic process. The record is from RefSeq and is a predicted model, not a curated record. Gene Ontology annotation, molecular function: phosphotransferase activity, for other substituted phosphate groups. Gene Ontology annotation, cellular component: membrane. Lineage: Eukaryota; Fungi; Ascomycota; Sordariomycetes; Diaporthales; Diaporthaceae. The transcript is spliced from 3 exons.